Messenger RNA from Hyaloscypha bicolor E, 843 nucleotides. Its product is annotated as kinase-like protein. The coding region runs from base 1 to 843 and encodes 280 amino acids. The transcript has a single exon. The record is from RefSeq and is a predicted model, not a curated record. Lineage: Eukaryota; Fungi; Ascomycota; Leotiomycetes; Helotiales; Hyaloscyphaceae.
AUGGCAGACCUUCCCGUCGAAUUACCGAUUGAGUCGCAACCAGUCAACAGCACCCGUCUCCGCCGUUUCCUCGUUCUCGCAGCCAUAAAGCUUCUCAAACGCAUCGUCCCUAGUCAUGGAGCCCUCAUAUUUCUCCCCAACAAUCUCUGCAUCAAGUACGGGCCUCUAAGGAAUCUUUCAGAAGCAUCGGCUAUGCGAUUUAUCGCCCAACAUACCUCGAUACCAGUUCCAAAAGUACAUUGCGCUUUUACUCGCAAAGGGUGCACAUAUAUCGUGACGGAGAAAAUAAAGGGCGAAAUGUUGGGAAUUGGAUGGGUUAAACGGAGUGACGAUUCGAAAGCAAAGAUACUCCAGCAGCUCAAGGGAAUGGUGGACGAAAUGCGGAAUAUACCCCCUCCACGACAAGGACAAAGACAAGGCGUCUGUAACGUCGAUGGUGGAUCUGUAUGGGACAGCCGGCUGGCUGGGACUUCGAUGUACCAUGGACCCUUCGAGAGUGUGCACGACUUCCAUCGAUAUUUAAGGGGGGGGUUGGAUGCAGAUCCGAAUCACUACUCGGAUGUUAGUGAGCUUAUAGCAUUGCAAGACAGAGCCUGGCCGCCGCCAGUAUUUACACAUGGCGAUUUAAGCAGCUUGAAUAUCCUUGUCCGCGGCGAUGUUAUUGUGGGAAUUAUUGAUUGGGAGACAGCUGGCUGGUACCCAUCAUAUUGGGAGUAUACCUCGGCUUCGCAAGUAAGCCCGAUGAAUUAUUUUUGGCGAGAGGAGAUCGACAAAUUCCUAGAGCCGAUGCCCGAAGCAUUAGAAAUGGAAAAGAUUCGGCAGAAAUACUUCGGGGAUGUUUGA